Messenger RNA from Papaver somniferum (opium poppy), 1900 nucleotides. RefSeq names its product probable protein phosphatase 2C 8. Gene Ontology annotation, molecular function: protein serine/threonine phosphatase activity. The record is from RefSeq and is a predicted model, not a curated record. Gene Ontology annotation, biological process: protein dephosphorylation. NCBI's taxonomy places the organism in Eukaryota, Viridiplantae, Streptophyta, Magnoliopsida, Ranunculales, Papaveraceae. Bases 308 to 1444 code for a protein of 378 amino acids. The transcript has 11 exons.
UGUUCAAAAGACCAGAUAUUUGGGUUUACGCUCCCACUGUGGACGCUCUCAGUCAAUAUAUCUGUAUCCCGAUUGAAAUUUCAUGGUACUUUCAGAUCCGUAGUAAUUACUAAACUCUUCAUUUUCUUAUUUAGGGUUUUCUAAUUUCCAUUCACCAUAAACCCUGAACGAACUGUUUAGCGUUCAUCUUGGUUUUACCGGAUUUUUAUCAUCUUGAUUGUAUUGGUUGUUAGUGUUUUUGAUUUCCCCCAACAAGACCUGUUGGUUAUGUUUUGAAGACAUUUGAAAGAAUCCGGAGUGUUGUAAAAUGGAUGAUGAUAAUGAUUUAAGUGGUGUUAGUAAUUCGAAGCGUGAAUUGGAUUCCGAUGAUACAGAAUUGGCCGCAAAGAGGUCCAAAAUUAGUGAGUGUUCGGAGAAAGAAGAGGAGAAUCAAAAUGGAGGUGAAGAAGUGAAAACAAGUCAAUCUGUGUUAAUAAAGAAGACCGAUGAUUCCCAGACUGAGCCAGUAAAUGGAGGAAGUUUAGGUGAUAAUCAGUCAGUAAAGGAAAAUGUGUUGUCUGAUCAGAAGAGCUCGAUUCCGGUUACUAAGUUGCCGUGUACUAUAGAAGCAGAUGCAGCAGAAGAUAAGGGUUCUAGGCAUACCAUGGAGGAUGCAUCAGUUGUACUUCUUGAUGCAAGCUUACAAGUUCCUGGGAAAUUGAGAUGUGCUCAUUUUGCCAUAUAUGAUGGGCAUGGAGGUCGAUUGGCUGCUGAAUAUGCUCAAAAGCAUUUACAUGCAAAUGUUCUUUCAGUAGGAUUACCACGUGAGUUGAUGGAUGUAAAAGCUGCAAAAAUGGCCAUCCUUGGCGGUUUCCGGCGGACUGAUGAAUUGCUUCUUCAAGAAAGCACUGCAGGAGGAUGGCAAGAUGGAGCCACGGCUGUCUGCGUCUGGGUUUUAGGGCAAAAAGUUUUUGUUGCCAACAUUGGAGAUGCAAAAGCGGUGGUAGCUCGAUCAUCUUCAGUAAAUGACUCACAGAGUCAUUUGGAUGGAGCAAAUCCGUUGAAGGCUAUUGUUUUGACAAGAGAACACAAAGCUAUCUAUCCCCAAGAACGUACUCGUAUUCUGAAGGCUGGUGGUUCUGUAAGCUCAAAUGGACGGUUGCAGGGGAGCCUUGAGGUUUCCAGGGCCUUUGGUGAUCGCAAUUUCAAGAAGGUCGGUGUGAGUGCAACCCCAGAUGUUCACUCGUUUGAUCUUACAGAAAGAGAUCACUUCAUUAUUCUUGGCUGUGAUGGUUUAUGGGGGGUUUUUGGAGCAAGUGAUGCUGUUGAUUUUGUUCAAAAGCAGUUAAAGGAGGGCUUAUCUGUUACUGCAGUGAGCCGCCGUCUUGUAAGAGAAGCUGUCCGUGAGCGACGCUGCAAGGAUAAUUGCACGGUCAUUGUUAUCGUUUUCAAGCACCACAUGUGAUUGGAAAGUUCAGACUUGUAAUUCUGGCGAAACCGUGUUAUGAAGCAUAUGAAAUGGGUGAAUUUAUGGAGUAAGAUUUGAACUAUUCAUAAUACUGUACUUGACAUAUGCCCAAUAGCUUCCGGCUGAACCACUGGGUCCGAAGUGAUUUCGCCUUCGAAGAAUAAGUAACAUCUGAUUCAGUGGACCUCAAUCAAAUACGAAGAAUAAGUAACAUCUGAUUCAGUGGACCUCAAUCAAAUAAGAAUGCGUUUGAUCGCGCCUCUUAAAACCAGGUGCUGUAUGAUGGGGAGGCUUUUGAGCGUCUUGGAGGCUGUAAGCUGCAAUGAGUUUUGAUUUUCUCCCUCAUGAAUACAGGUGCUCCAUAAAUAAGAGGUUUUUGUUAACUGAACUACUCCCUCGGUUUCUGGAAAAGAGAUAUAUUUUCAGUUUCUGGAAAAGAGAUAUAUUUUCACU